Mytilus trossulus (common blue mussel) is the source of this 1686-nucleotide messenger RNA. RefSeq names its product RNA-binding protein RO60-like. Gene Ontology annotation, molecular function: RNA binding. Bases 464 to 1600 code for a protein of 378 amino acids. The record is from RefSeq and is a predicted model, not a curated record. Lineage: Eukaryota; Metazoa; Mollusca; Bivalvia; Mytilida; Mytilidae. Gene Ontology annotation, cellular component: ribonucleoprotein complex. The transcript is spliced from 2 exons.
GUUUCAUUUAGACAUAAGCAACACAGCUAGACUGAUGGAUAUUUACACAGUUUCAGACUUAGAACUUGCUACUAGGUUUCUAUUUUAUGGAAGAGAGGACGGUACUUAUUUUGCUACAAAUGGAAAUUAUCAAAUCGACAAACACACCACGAGUAUCAAUAGGUUGAUUCGGGAAGGUAAAGGAAGAGAGGUUGUUGAUCUUAUCAAACAGAUUAGCAUCGAAGGUCGGGCCCCAAAGCAAUGACCACUUCUUUAUGCUCUAGCUCUAUGUGCUAGAUGUGAUGACAAACUAACGAAGACUACAGCAUAUCGGAGUCUUAUAGAGGUUUGUCGCUUGCCAACUCAUCUUUUCCAAUUUAUUAAGUAUGCAGAGGAGUUAAGUGGAGAAACGUCGGGAUGGGGAAGAGCCCAGAGAACAGCAGUGUCACAUUGGUACAACCAACCAAGUUUUCAGAAAAAUCCAAUGAAGCUUCUAAGGCUUGGGUCAAAAUAUCGGCGUCGACAUACAUUUAGUCACCAAGAUGUCAUACGUCUUGGACACGUUAAACCAGAGGGCCCCCAUAGUGCAUUUGCAAUUAGAUAUCUGGCUAAAGGAAAAGAAAAUGUCGACAAUAUCGACACAUCAGAUGGAAUGAUAAGCAACGCAUAUCUAUUUGUGUUGGCCUUAGAAAAGGCUAAAAACUGCUCUCCGAACGAUACGUCACUCUUAUGUCAGCUGAUCAAGGAUCAUGAACUCUCACAUCAGCAUUUACCAACAACAAGUCUGACUUCCGCUGAAGUUUGGCGGAGUCUCAUCUACACGAUGCCCAUCACAGCAUUAAUACGACACCUAGGGAAGCUGUCAAAACUGCAUCUCCUGGAAAACGGAUCAAUGGAGGAGGCCCAUGUUAUUGGUCGAUUAGAAAAUGUUGAAAAUCUUCGAUUUGCCCGAAUUCAUCCAUUUACACUUCUUACUGCGUGGAACUCGUAUAGAAGAGGUCAUUCGGGCCCAUACAAGCGUUUAAUAUGGACAGUCAAUCACAAAAUCGCAGAUGUCUUAGAAACAGCUUUCUACAAAUCAUUUGUCUCUGUAGAACCAAUCAAAAAACGAAUUCUCAUAGCCGUGGAUGGAAGCGAGGCAAUGAUGCAACCUGCUAAUGGAAUGAAGGAGGUUUCUGCACGCAGUACAGCAGUGGCAAUGGCUUUUAUAUUUGCAAAGAUGGCGGAUAAUACAGAAGUUGUUCUAGUCAAAGACCAAUUAUAUCCCGUUAAUUUAGAUCAAUCCGACAACCUUGAGGUUGCCUCUCAGAAGUUUUCUAUUAAUGGUACUUGUGAUUAUUGUGAUCCAUGUAAGCCAAUAAAUUGGGCUAGAGAAAACAAAAUGAAAUUUGACGCCAUUGUGUUCUUUACAGCUUCAUUGGCAUUUAAUAACAAUGUGAACCCAUCGGCUGCUAUGCGACAAUACAGGGAGGAACUUGGUAUCCCACGUGCUCGUCUCGCGAAUGUUGGAAUGGCGAGCAAUGAAUUCACUGUAACAGACCAGACAGAUAUCGACAUGCUCAAUGUUGUUGGCCUUGAUUCAACUAUUUUGACAAUAAUUUCAGAUUUCUUUAAAAGAUAAUCCAUAGGGAAAUGUUACUUUUGUACCACGUACUUUUUCGUUAAUUUUUCAAUUUCUUUAAAAAAAAACAAUAAUUAAAACAACUG